AUGACCGAUUCCAUCGACGAUGUUAUGGAUAAAACAGGCAGUAUUUAUAAUAAGAAGAGAAGGGUAGCGAAAAGAGCUUGUUUGGCAUGCAGGGAAAAGAAGAUCAAAUGCGAUGGUGAAAUGCACCCUGGUCCCGAUGGUGGACCCGGAAGGUGUACAAAUUGCGCAAACACUGGGGGCACAUGCGUCUUUGUUGCUAGCAAUAGAGGGGGUAGAAGGGUUUUUGGUAAAAUGAAACACCAGCAACAGCGACAAAACUCUCCUACAUCAACAUCUUCCUACUCGAGAAGGGACUCCGGUCACAAUAGCUCGGUUAGUAGUAAUGCAUCCUUUACGGCCCCAAAUACAGUGGUGAGUAGUAGUGCUCCAAAGCUCGUUAACUCGUCGACUUUGAAUGCAUCUGGUGAAAAUCCUGCAAGUCCAGCACCCAAUAGUGCUACUACUACGAAUAAUAAUAAUAAUAAUAAUAAUAAUAAUAAUAACAAUAAUAGUAAUAAUAAUAAUAUUAAUACAUCGCCUUCAGCCAGCAUUCAAUCCAUACCUACCCCUACUAGUCAUAUCCUACCAUUUCCGCCUCUUGAAAAAAAUGGACAGUUCAUCAUUGAACGACGUGCGCUUGGUGCAAACCCAGCUAUAAAUUCAAAAGAUGAUUCUGGUAAUCAAAAUGAAUAUUAUAAAAACCCUCUCAAUAAUUAUGGAAUUCCAAAGCAAGUUCAAUACCAUGGUAUUUCAAUGCCAGGUUUUAUGUUGCCUGUCAACAAUGCAGAAAAUAACAACAUGUAUCAGAAUGCAGUACCAGGACAAAAAUUGUAUGAUGGUGUCCAUAUCCACACAAUUUACAACCAAUAUCCACCAAUGACGUCAUUUCUACCAAUUCAACAUGCUGGAAAUGUGAAUAAUGUGAGUAGUGUCGGAGUAAUGCAGAAUAGAAAUUAUGGUCCGAAUCCAAACAUGUCUGCAAUCCCCUUAGUUAAUCCGACUGUUAAUCUUCAAAAUGGACAACAUAAUAGCGCAUCGCCUAUACAAAUGGGUAACUGGGUAAGCCCAGUUGGCCCUAGGAACAGAGGAAAUUCUAUAUCCAUACCAAGUCCCAACACCCAGGGUGAUUUGAAAGAUGAUAACGCUGUGGCGGAUCCUCAUACGAAGAAAAUUUCAGAAAAUACCAAUACUAUCCCAAAAGAUCAUGUCGUUACAGAGAAAUCAGAUGGUUCUUCUAACGAACUUUCCCCCGUUGCAAAUAUUGUUCAAGAAUCAUCAACUGUAACACACCCUUCUUUGAUCAAAGUAGCAUCGCCUCUUUCGGAUCGACAAUCCGAGAAGUAUUGUUCGGCAUCAAAUCCAUCCCAAGAAGAACAACAAUUUCAUGUUAUUCAUGAUUCAAUGAUUCAUGCAAGACAUUUUCCCAAUUUCCCUUCAGUUUCUACCGCUCUUGUUCUAGUAGACUUAUUUUACGAUUAUGUUCAUUCCAAAAUUAAUAUUCUACAGCCGAAAGAAGAGCAAAUAUACGUCGUGAUCUCAAGAAUGGAUAUCAGUUUAACUUAUGCCAUAUUUUUAUGCGCAAUGCCCUAUAUUCAUAUGCAAAAGAAAAAUGACAAGCGAAAGGUAGAAUCACUUCCAACACCUAAAGAGUGCCUCAGAAUUAUAUCUGAAAACUGGGAAGACUUGGAUUAUUUACAGUCUUUACAGACUCUUAACAUAUUGGUGUACUAUUUCACUUGCAUCAAAAUAGAUAAAAUAUCUGUCACAGCUUACCUUGAUAAGCUAAUAAAAACAAUAGCUUACAGUAAUGUGGUUAGUGAAUAUCGUACUUGUUCGGAUCUAGCUGAAUUGUUUGAAAUCUCCACAAUAAAAACUUUGGUACAGAGCAGGCUUCUUCUAAUGAACCUCUGGGUAGGAUUUUCCCAACUGUGUCAUGUAAGGUUCUUUUUCAUGGAUCAUAACUUACUUCAUGAUUCUCUGAACUUAUUGUGUUCAACUGAUGAAAGAUUAGAAAAUCGUAUCUUGCCAUUCGGCUUGCUAAUUUUCUUUUGGUAUAGAAAAAAUAAGCAGCAAGAUUUCCCAGAUGAAAUUCCAGCAUUGGCAAAAUCUAGUGAAGAUACUAAAAAGCUAUUUUUGCUUCACUUAAAGGACUUAGAGGAUAAUUUUACCCCUGAUGCAAUGUCGUCAUCUCUAUACCAUUUCUACUUAUGCAAAAUAUUCCAUGAUUGGAGAAAUAAAAAGCUAAGCAACUUUACGGCUUUGAAUAAAGUGGAUACACUAGAAACAUCAGUUCAGGGUAAACUUUUUGAAUUGAAAAAUGACAAAACAGUAAUGCUAAUUAAUUGGGAUGUUUUGAACACAUUGUCUAUCUCAGAGAGUGUGAAGUUAACAUUGAGGGAUACUCCACCAACGCUCGAAAUUUUGCAUUUUGAUGUGUUUGCACCUGAAAUAAAAUUCAUUGAAAUUUCAGAAUUGGAUGCUGCAGUCGCAAAAAAGAUUCCUCUCUUUGAAGCUUUCUAUGUAAUGCAAUGUUUCCAAAGUUUACUUCAGGUUUUGGAUAUUGUUGCUUUAAUCGAAAUAGCUCUCGGAAAGCUUCCUGUUUGCACAUCUGGUGUGCAACAAGUUCGUUAUGUCACGAUGUCUUUAUUUGAAAAAUACUCUAAUGACAAUAAACAGGGGAACGUAUUGGGAGAUGAUAGUGCUGGUGUGCAGACGGAUAAACUAGAUGAUGACACUUCAAGAUCAUUGCAAGAGUGCGAUUUGGAUUUUAAUGAAAGAAAGGUACAAUUAUGGAUGAAGUACCCUACAGUUUUUUAUGGUCUCGUAAGAUUUGCCCUUCCAAAGUUAUUAAAUUACAUUGUUUUUUUCAAAUUUAUGAAGUUUGUGCCAUUUGAUAAUAAAUGCGCUUUGGUAUAUGCUAAUAAAUCACUUCUCCUUGAUGAAGGGCAAUUUAAUUUAAAAAACUUGCUGGCAAGAGCGAAGGAUACUAUGUACUUCGGUGGUGCAAAUUUAUCUGAUAGUGAACUUUUAUCGAAGUUAGUUUCUACUCUCGAACUUGCUUAUUUGAAAGAGAAAUUAAAUGUUUUAAUAGAGUUUACUAAAAAUGUCAGUUCCGUCAUGGAUUCGAAGGAGCAAAUCCACAAAAAUCUUCAAGAUUUAGAGCAAUAUAUCAGUGAUAUUCUGGGUUUUGCCUUUUAG
Kluyveromyces marxianus DMKU3-1042 is the source of this 3177-nucleotide messenger RNA. RefSeq names its product GAL4 domain-containing family protein. NCBI's taxonomy places the organism in Eukaryota, Fungi, Ascomycota, Saccharomycetes, Saccharomycetales, Saccharomycetaceae. Gene Ontology annotation, molecular function: zinc ion binding; DNA-binding transcription factor activity, RNA polymerase II-specific. Gene Ontology annotation, biological process: regulation of DNA-templated transcription. The record is from RefSeq and is a predicted model, not a curated record. The transcript has a single exon. Bases 1 to 3177 code for a protein of 1058 amino acids.